Molecule: messenger RNA, 1641 nt
Organism: Caenorhabditis sp. 36 PRJEB53466
Lineage: Eukaryota; Metazoa; Nematoda; Chromadorea; Rhabditida; Rhabditidae
Source: the annotation of a GenBank genome assembly
AUGGGACAGGAGAACAGCAAGUGCCCGCAUCAAACGUUGGCCGAGAAGCGCUACAAAGUUGAGAGGCCGAAAACGAAAAAAGGUGAGUUGGUCCGUGGUGAACAAAUGACGACACGAGAACUCUCGGCUCAUCUGUCUUCAUAUCACUUUGAGCGAUCGAACACCAGCUCCUAUCUCUUCCGCCUACUGCAUUCUUGUACUUGCAACUUCUUAUCUCCCCGGGGAACUAGCAUUCGAUUUCCGGGAUCUUCUUUUUCGGAUCCCAAUUCAAUUAUUGUAGUUUCUUCGGGAAGUGCUACUGAUCGAAGCCCGCCCUCGACGCAAUCCGACGAAAAGGCCGCUUCUCUCCGUCUUACUGUAUCCAGCUGCGAUGUGAACGCCGACUCGACCACCGACAGCCUUCCAGAGAUCCGCAAGCUCUCCAUGUACGUUUUGUUUUUUGAUUCUGGGCUUGAAUUGCAUCGGAUUAGACAAAUUAGCUAAUUGCCACGAGAAUGGUUGUUUUCCUUUUCCGUUUGAGUCUGCAUAUCAAAACAGUGAAUAACAGAUCUGUGUAAUAAGAUCCUGUGUAAUAGUGCAAAUGUGUCCGAUCACAAGUGCAAAGACAUACGUGGGCAUGUUGUCAAAAACCCGCAAUGCAAUAUCUAUUUCAACAAUGGGACUUUCACAACAACUUUUGUGACAUCAGCCGCUGCUUCCAAAUCAAGUGACCGGCAUUGAAUGUGUACAUGGAGAAAUAGGGUUUAAGAAGAAAACGGGAAAGCGUCGUUCAAACAAAUCACACUACCAAUUCUGUGUUUUUGUGUUCUGAACGACGACCUCAUUGAACCCUCAAUUUGUGCUGAAUUUCAGAUGCGAGCCGAAUGAGGAGGAGGCCACAUCAUUGAGCAAUGCGGCUGGUGGUGCCGGUGGCACAAAAGCCAAGUGCAAGCACUUUCUAACCCGUCGCGAACGCAUUCUACUGGAACAGAGUUGGCGGAAAACUCGAAAAGUUGGUGGAGAGCAAAGCGGAAGUGCGCGCAGAAAUGAAAUUUAUCAUUUUUUUCAGACGGGCGCCGAUCACAUCGGUUCAAAAAUCUUCUUCAUGGUGCUGACCGCGCAACCAGACAUCAAGGCAAUUUUCGGGCUCGAGAAAAUCCCCACCGGACGUCUGAAAUAUGAUCCACGAUUCCGUCAGCACGCACUUGGUGAGAAAAUUAUUCCGAGUAACGCAUACUGAUUUUCUGUCUCAUUUCUCAUUUCAGUCUACACAAAAACAUUGGACUUUGUGAUCCGUAACCUGGACUACCCGGGUAAGCUGGAGGUCUACUUUGAGAAUCUCGGAAAACGCCACGUGGCUAUGCAAGGAAGAGGCUUCGAGCCGGGAUAUUGGGAGACUUUUGCCGAGUGCAUGACCCAGGCGGCCGUGGAAUGGGAAGCGAAUCGUCAGAGACCGACAUUGGGGGCCUGGAGAAAUCUGGUAUGGGAUCGAGGGCUUUAGAUUGUUUGGAUUUUUGUCAGUUCCAGAUCUCGUGCAUCAUCUCGUUCAUGCGACGUGGAUUCGACGCGGAAAACGGAAAGAAAAAGUUGUACAGCUACAACGAACAGGGAUUCAAGAACGGACGAACCCGUCGUUCGGUCUCUCCGUACGCCCCAAGUUAA